Messenger RNA from Cynoglossus semilaevis (tongue sole), 1307 nucleotides. RefSeq names its product synuclein, beta (gene sncb). The transcript has 6 exons. Gene Ontology annotation, biological process: chemical synaptic transmission; synaptic vesicle endocytosis; synapse organization. The record is from RefSeq and is a predicted model, not a curated record. Gene Ontology annotation, cellular component: axon terminus; neuronal cell body; cytoplasm. The coding region runs from base 194 to 547 and encodes 117 amino acids. Gene Ontology annotation, molecular function: cuprous ion binding. NCBI's taxonomy places the organism in Eukaryota, Metazoa, Chordata, Actinopteri, Pleuronectiformes, Cynoglossidae.
GUGGGGUGGGGGAUGACAGUCUCAGCCGCACCGUGAAGGGGGCCGUCCCUGUUGGUGGAGAUCAGCCCGAGGAAGGCCCACCUAGUGAUCAUUUGAAGAUAUCUCCCAUUCAGACGAUAGAUAGGAGUCGACGGUGCCACAGGACCAUCAGGGGACAAGUCGAAGGCUGUGUGUAAAUAGUAUUUCGGCCAAGAUGGAUGUGUUUAUGAAAGGUCUGUCUAAAGCGAAGGAGGGCAUGGCAGUGGCUGCAGAGAAGACCAAGGAAGGUGUCGCAGUCGCAGCGGAGAAGACUAAAGAAGGAGUGAUGUUUGUAGGUAACAGGGCCAAAGACAGUGUGGGCUCAGUGGCUGAUAAGACCACUGGGGCUAUGGGCAACAUCGCCGCUGCCACUGGCCUGAUGAAGAAGGAAGAGUUUCCCGCUGACAUGAAUCCUGAGGAGUACGGGCAGGAGGCCAUGGAGGGCCAGGGGGAGUCGAUGCUGGAGCCAGAAGGAGAGACAUAUGAUGAGACCCAGCAGGAGAGCCAGGAUUAUGAGCCAGAAGCAUAGAAUCAUCUGCCCAAGACACCUUCCAACCAGCACAAAAAAUAUUUCUAACAAUAAAACGGACAAAUGCUGAAACUAAUAUAAUUAUACCCCGUUGCAAAAAACGACAAAAAGACAAGCAUUCCCUCUGAAAAAUGUUCUUCCUUCAAGACAAAUCUUUUAUUAUUAUAUAUUGUAAAUGUCUUGUUAUUAAUGUGUACUAAUGUGUUGGGUGUAGGUAUUUAUUGAGAUGUAGGAUCCGUCCCUUCGGUCUCAUUUCCUUGAUUCCCUCCCAAUGAAAUGAGACCAGAGCCAGGACUUGUGACUUUGUACUUGUGUGUAUCUGUAUUUAGAGAUGUGCAAUAGAUGUUCUCCGCCUCUCAAUGAGACUUUGGGGGUGGAAAAAAAAUAAAUAAUUGGUUGCAAGCAGAUAUGAAUACAGUACUAUCCCCUUAAGUGUUGACAAUGCCUGUUUGUGGGACCUUUCUUUUUGCAUUUCUUUGGAGAUUUAUUUCCAGGUUUUUGAAGUUAAGAGUUUUUUACAUUGUAUCUUUAUAGUUGCUUGUGAUCAUUCCAGUAAAUUAUCUGUUAAAGAUGAACAGAGUAUAAAUGUUUUGUGUGCGUGUGUUUGUGUGUACUGAAGAUUUUAAGAAUAUAUUACGUCUUGACAUCACGAUGGUUGUCACAUUAAAAUGUGCUUUAAUUGCAGGACUUGUCAAUAUUAAGGUUUAUGUGUUAAGCCAGACAUACAAUUCCUCUGUAAAUAAAAAGGAAAAAAAUUAAC